Molecule: messenger RNA, 285 nt
Organism: Leptosia nina
Lineage: Eukaryota; Metazoa; Arthropoda; Insecta; Lepidoptera; Pieridae
Source: the annotation of a GenBank genome assembly
AUGGCCUGCUUAAAGAUUCAAUGGCCAGAUUUUACGUGGCCGAACAACUUAUCGCCGGCAAAUACGGCGGAGCCACAAUUAGCUGAACCAAGAUGCAUCGUCGAUGCACCGAUAUUAGAUGUUGAUAUUAAGCGAGUGCAAUUUGAUCGCAAAUAUUACGAGUCACAUCAGUUGUUCCACGCGACUCUCAGGUGUGGGUGGUGGCAAAAGGAGGAAAUAAAGCGGUCGCAUAUAUUCCUUCAGGGGUCGUACACACUAACACCUGCGCGCAACCUCACCUGCUAA